AAAUCAGCUGGAGAGACAUUAACUAAUAGACGCCUAGCUCACAGGGGAGAUAGAGUUAUGGUUUAUAUUUUACCAAAGAAGAGCACUUUAAGCAAAAGUACAGACUUACUUACUGCUUUAGCUAGAUGCUAAAUUAGUCAGUGAGCAAUCUGAAGUGAAAGGAAGGAAAAUGCUAUCUUUGUUUUUGCGCUGAGUUUUUAUGCAACAUUAGCUCUACUUAGCUAGUUCUCUCAAGCCAAGGCUCUCGAGGAGGCAGCCUCUUCUUUCCUCCACCCCGCUCGUUUCUCGCGCCCGGUUAAUGUGACGGGCGGACCGACAUGUGGGUCAGUACUGGAACAGUCGGAAGGACCCUCUCCAUGGAUAUAGACACAGACUAUGAAAGGCCCAAUGUGGAAACUAUUAAAUGUGUGGUGGUAGGGGACAAUGCAGUGGGCAAAACCAGGCUCAUCUGUGCCCGCGCCUGCAAUGCUACCCUCACACAGUACCAGCUGCUCGCCACCCACGUGCCAACCGUCUGGGCCAUCGACCAGUACCGCGUGUGCCAGGAGGUGUUGGAGAGAUCUAGGGAUGUGGUGGAUGAGGUCAGUGUCUCCCUAAGACUAUGGGACACCUUCGGUGACCAUCACAAAGACAGACGCUUCGCUUAUGGCAGGUCUGACGUGGUAGUGCUGUGUUUCUCCCUGGCCAACCCCAACUCCCUGCGUCACGUCCGCACCAUGUGGUACCCUGAGAUCAAGCACUUCUGCCCCCGCACCCCUAUCAUCCUGGUGGGCUGCCAGCUGGACCUGCGCUACGCCGACCUGGAGGCUGUGAACCGCGCCCGCAGACCCCUGGCCAAACCCAUCAAGCCCACAGACAUCCUCCCUCCAGAGAGAGGGCACGAGGUGGCCAAGGAGCUUGGCAUUCCCUACUACGAGACCAGCAUCGUGGCCCAGUUUGGGGUCAAGGAUGUGUUCGACAACGCCAUCCGCUCCGCUCUCAUCUCCCGCCGUCACCUCCAGUUCUGGAAGUCCCACUUGAAGAGAGUCCAGCGGCCCCUCCUCCAGGCCCCCUUCCUGCCCCCCCGGCCCCCGCGCCCUGUGGUGGGCAUCCCUGACCCCCCUCCCAUCGACGGAGAAGCCCCAGACUCCCUCCUCUGCCAGCCGCUAUGCGCCGAUGUCCUCUUCUUACUCCAAGGCGGCGCCACGCGUGUCUUUGCACACAAAGUCUACCUGGCCACCUCCUGCUCCAAGUUCUACGACCUCUUCACCCUGGAUCUGCUGGCCAUCGAGGCGGAUUGGGAGGGAGAUGAGCGCGCCGAGAGCGGUGAGGAGGAUGAACAGAGUAGGAGAGGUGCCAAAGAGCAGGCAGGGCGUACUAAGAGCUUGGACAUCGAUAAUGAUGGGGAGGGUGGAGCAAGGGGAAUCAAACGGCCACCCAUGCUCCAGCAGGGCUCCCUGAGGACUUCCAAAAGUGAUAACGCCCUCCCCGCCAGGAGCCAGUGCUCCGUGGGGCCCCUGGGGGCCGGCCGUGGCCUUUCAGGCUGGGGGAGGGGCUUCCUGAGUGUGUACCUGGAGCACGUAGCUGACCCCGAGACGGGGCGACCCCGCCUCAUGACCGUGGUCUCCAUGGACGGUCUCAUACAGGAAGAACCCUUCCAGGCGGUGCUGCAGUACCUGUACACAGGCAGUUUGGAUGAGGGCCGUGGGGAUCUGAUGCAGGUGGCCACCAUUGCUGAGCUGCUGGAGGUGUUUGACCUGAGGAUGAUGGUGGCCAAUGUGCUGAACCGUGAGAGCUUCAUGAAUCAGGAGAUCACCAAGGCCUUCCACGUCCGUCGAGCCAACCGCAUCAAAGAGUGUCUCAGCAAGGGCACCUUCGCUGAUGUGGUGUUCUGCCUGGACGAUGGCUACCUGCCGGCCCACAAGCCUCUGCUCAUCUCCAGCUGUGACUGGAUGGCCGCUAUGUUCCGCGGAUCCUUCAUGGAGAGCUACAUCAAGGAGGUGUCCAUCCCUGACACCAGUAGUGCCUGUAUGCGUGCGGUGUUGGAGUUCCUAUACUGUGGGCUGGUGACGGCCUGUCCUGACUGGGAGCCUAUGGAGCUCAUCGUCCUAUCCAACCGGCUAUGUCUGCCACGCCUCGUUGCCCUCACAGAGCAACAUGUUGUGGAUGAGCUGCUACAGUGUUUGGUGAAGGGAGUAGACAUUGACGGACAGGUGCUUGCUUACCUGGAGUUGGCUCAGUUCCACAAUGCCAAGCAGCUUUAUACCUGGUGUCUCCAUCACAUCUGCACCAACUACAACAGCGUUUGUCGCAAGUUCCCCAAAGACAUGAAGGUCAUGUCUCCAGAGAACCAGAGGCACUUUGAGAAGCAGCGGUGGCCUCCAGUGUGGUUCCUGAAGGAGGAGGAUCGCUACCUGCGCUCUCAGAAGGAGCGCCAGCGGGAGGAAGAGAUCCUCCGUAAGCAGCACACCAAGAGGGGUUGGUGCUUCUGGAGACACCCGUCCUCCUCACCCCACGUCUCCUGAGGCUGUCGCCCCUCCAUGACCCCUCCUAACCUCAGACUGAGGAGGCCAUGAGCCUACCACCCCUCCAUAACGGGAGAGCCAAGUCUCACCUCUGUAUGAUUGUCUGUGGUUGUACUGGGGACCAGAAGUCCUCACAAGGACCAUUUGGACAACUGGGGACAUUUUGCCAGUCCCCACAAAGAAAAGGGCUAUUUUAAGCUUAGGGGUUAGGUUUAGGUUUAGGGUUACAAUUGGGGUUCAGGAUAGAAUGAAAGUCAGGAGUUAGGUUUAUUUUUAGGGUUUGGGGUUACGGGUAAGUUUUGGGUUAGGGGAAAUAGGAUUUUGAAUGGGAAUAAAUGUGUUGGUCCACACAAAGGUAGUAAAACAAACGUGUGUGUGUGUGUGUGUGUGUGUGUGUGUGUGUGUGUGUGUGUGUGUGUGUGUGUGUGUGUGUGUGUGUGUGUGUGUGUGUGUGUGUGUGUGUGUGUGUGUGUGUGUGUGUGUGUGUGUGUGUGUGUGUGUGUGUGCGUGCGUGCGUGCGUGCGUGCGUGCGUGCACGUAUGCGCGAGGUUCUCCACCCCCACAGCUGUAGGUCAGGCUUGGGCAAUUUUCUAUACCCCAGCUGGCCUCUUCUUGCCAGGCCGCAGUCCAGUGCUGCCUCUUCCCCCUGAGCUCCACUCAGCCACCAACCGGGGGUGAUGGGACUGGGAACAAGGGCUCUCUCUGUCUCUCAGUCACACAGAUGCUCAAGACCAUUCCACAGACCACUGCGAAGACUCCCCUAUGGGGAGGUUACCUCUGCCUUCAAGUCUAUUCAGACUGUACGAACACUGAACCAGACCGUUAGCCAGAGGCGUGCCAGCGCUAGUCCAACACACAAGGAUUUAUGUUUCUGUUUGGUUUUGUUUCGCCGUGAGGUCUGGUCAGGGGUAAUGACACACACCACCCAAAGACACAUGCAGUGUUGAAGACCCUGAUGACCAAAAUGGCGGCAGGGAUUUAAAAUUAGAGUAGAGCCGAUCCCAGACCUGGGUGUUUUGCUUCAGAGUCUCUGACCACCACUUAUGCCUGUCUAACUUCUCGUCCAUAGACUUUGAUCUCCAUUUUGGAAAAGUUUAACACCAUUUUGUUUUCUUUCGGGUCUCAUCCCAGUGAAGCUCUGUGUUGGAGGUUUGAAUCCCAAAUGUUGUCCUCGGGUACCUAAACUGUUCUAGAAUCACCUUCUCAAAGGGAGGGGGAAUAAAGGGGGUAGUCUAGGUUUAGGAACCUGCUCCGGCCCAGCAGAUGGCUAGUGGUUCAAGCACGCAUCAUGACUCCCCCCCCAACCCCAACAUAACACUAAGAGGAGAGGCCAACAGUGCUGAACAAACUGACCAAAUCCCCCUCAAAGACAUUCAAAGUGAACACUUGAUAGCAAUUCUUGAUCAGAGGGCUAAUUUGAUACCACUGCCAUGGGAGGGAGUAAGAAGCAAAACUGAACAGAGUUCUUGCUCUGCCUUGAUUGACCACUAGGGUGCCCCUCAGCCAGCCUGCCUUUACUCAUCCUUACCACAGGGGGCAGCACUGCUCAGGGUACCAUCAUCAACCGUCACCCGGAGCAAGCAGGAGUUUUCUCCCCUACCUGUUUAUAUCCUUGAUUCCAGUAGCUUUUGACUUUUUUAUUUUAUUCCAGUUGUAUUUGAAAGGCAACUUUAGCUGUUUGUCCUCACAUAGUGUUGAAAGGUAUUAUACCAAAAAUGAAGCUGUGACAUGUUCUCUCCCUCCUGUCUCCUCUCCUCCUCCAUAACAUGGCAAAUAUGGGAGGAAAGGAAAAAGGGAUUAGGAAAGGAGGAAUAAUCAUUUGAUCCCUGUCUGUGUGUCUUUAAAGCUGUAGUGUCAGGUAAAACCCAAGUGUCACUGCAGCACAUUCUUUCACACCUCUAGCUGGAAUUGAAAACGGUGCUCAAUAUGUCUACUAAAAGACACUAUGACACACACUUACACACACACACACACACACACACACACACACACACACACACACACACACACACACACACACACACACACACACACACACACACACACACACACACACACA
This is a messenger RNA of Oncorhynchus gorbuscha (pink salmon), 4563 nucleotides long. It is a transcript of the gene rhobtb4, whose product is annotated as Rho related BTB domain containing 4. Lineage: Eukaryota; Metazoa; Chordata; Actinopteri; Salmoniformes; Salmonidae. The record is from RefSeq and is a predicted model, not a curated record. Gene Ontology annotation, molecular function: GTP binding; GTPase activity; protein binding. Gene Ontology annotation, biological process: small GTPase-mediated signal transduction.